AUGCCCAAUGCUCAGCUUGCAGGAAAGAACAAAGAUCAGGCAUGGACCGUGGAAAGUGAGGCUAAGGAUACGGCGUUAGCCUUUCACACUCGCUUGGCGGAGAGGAGAUACCGUUCAGGGCCGUUGGGCAACGAUGAUAGUCGCCGUGGCUGGCUAUGGAUGAUAAAGUGGACUUUAAUUACUAUUCUGGGAUUUAAGUGGAGAUUUGAGAUGUUCCUGGCAUAUAAUGGGUUCUAUUUCGAGUGA
Messenger RNA from Penicillium angulare, 246 nucleotides. RefSeq lists its product as uncharacterized. Bases 1 to 246 code for a protein of 81 amino acids. The record is from RefSeq and is a predicted model, not a curated record. NCBI's taxonomy places the organism in Eukaryota, Fungi, Ascomycota, Eurotiomycetes, Eurotiales, Aspergillaceae. The transcript is spliced from 2 exons.